Molecule: messenger RNA, 1968 nt
Organism: Neogale vison (American mink)
Lineage: Eukaryota; Metazoa; Chordata; Mammalia; Carnivora; Mustelidae
Gene: PACC1
Product: proton activated chloride channel 1
Exons: 8
Coding region: 124-1176 (350 amino acids)
Cellular component (GO): cell surface
Source: RefSeq, a predicted model, not a curated record
CGCACCUCCGAACCGGUUUCGCCCCGCGGAGCCGGCAGCUUAAAGUGCGGCGCCUGCGGUCCUCGCCCGCCGCUGCUCCCGAGCCGUAGCGGUCUCAGAAGCACCUCAGCUCGGGUCAGUGCCAUGAUCCGGCAGGAGCUCUCCACAUCCUACCAGGAGCUGAGUGAGGAGUUGGAUCAGGUGGUUGAGAACUCAGAGCGGACGGACGAGCAGGAAAAGGAGACAGACGGAGUCCAAGGUCCAGGAGUCUUACCAGCCCUGGACAGCGAGUCCGCCUCCAGCAGCAUCCGCUUCAGCAAGGCCUGCCUGAAGAACGUCUUCUCCGUCCUGCUCAUCCUCAUCUACCUGCUGCUCAUGGCCGUGGCCGUCUUCCUGGUCUACCAGACCAUCACAGACUUCCGAGAGAAGCUCAAGCACCCCGUCAUGUCGGUGUCUUACAAGGAGGUGGAUCGCUAUGACGCCCCAGGGAUUGCUCUGUACCCGGGUCAGGCCCAGCUGCUCAGCUGCAAGCACUAUUACGAGGUCAUUCCACCUCUGAGGAGCCCCGGCCAGCCGGGUGACAUGGACUGCACCACCCAGAGGAUCAACUACACGGACCCUUUCUCCAACCAGACCCUGAAAUCCGCCCUGAUUGUGCAGGGGCCCCGCGAGGUGAAGAAGCGCGAGCUGGUCUUCCUCCAGUUCCGCCUGAACGAGAGCAGCGAGGACUUCAGCGCCAUCGAUUACCUCCUCUUCUCGUCCUUCCAGGAGUUCCUGCGCAGCCCAGACAGGGUGGGCUUCAUGCAGGCCUGCGAGAGCGCCUAUUCCAGCUGGAAGUUUUCCGGGGGCUUCCGCACGUGGGUCAAGAUGUCCCUGGUGAAGACGAAGGAAGAGGACGGGCGGGAGGCGGUGGAGUUCCGGCAGGAGACCAGCGUGGUCAACUACAAUGACCAGAGGCCAGCCGCCGAAAGGAGCGCUCAGUUGUUUUUUGUGGUCUUUGAAUGGAAAGAUCCUUUCAUCCAGAAAGUCCAAGAUAUAAUCACCGCCAAUCCUUGGAACACAAUCGCCCUUCUCUGUGGGGCCUUCCUGGCGUUGUUUAAAGCAGCAGAGUUUGCCAAACUGAGUGUGAAGUGGAUGAUCAAAAUUAGGAAGAGAUACCUUAAAAAAAGAGGUCAGGCAGCAAACCACAUAAGCUGAGGUGGCCUCGUGGUGUUGGUAGAACUGCCCCCGGCGAUGGAAGUUCUCGUCAUUUCUGUGUUGGUAAACGGAGCGGCCAGCGGCCCUGUGCCCACCUGCCACGGCCUCGCUGGGAGGACCAGCCUGCCAGACUGCAGCUUCUCACCUGGCCCCGAAAGAGGACGUUUAGAGCCUAAUGGAGCAGAUCCAGUGGAUAACCUACAACCUAUUUAAGUAUUUAAAUUAUUAAUGACCAUUUUGGGACAUAUGACUAGGGAUUGUGGAAGAUGGAAUUAGAUAUGUCUCAGGUUUUCUGAAGGUUUGUGAAGCUGCCUUAAUUGGUUUGGUGUAUAGUUAAGCUCUAACAGGAUAAUCCAGGCUCUACACUUCACCUUAGUCCCCCCCCCACCCCGAGGUUUUUAUAAAGUGGACAGAGUGUGUGAUUUUUUUCCCCCAAAUCCUGAGGCUGCAGAUGCGCAGGUUCUGCGUUGAGCCCUCUGCACCCCGUACCCAAGGGCAGAAUCCGUUGUCUCCGGCGUCACCUGCCAGUUCCAUCAUCCAGCCUCUGACCUGUUCUCUCAUUUGUUAAAUUUUAAAUGGGACUUUUAUAAAGCUUCUAGAAAGUAGUACUAAGAUAUCUUGAGGAUUGACUAGCCACUUACGUGUCUGGCUCGAGUAUCUGUUGAUGCGGGUAUGAACGCGCAGUGAUUAACAUGCAGAAGCUCUGGGACAUGUGUGCAGAGGAGGUGCCUACUCAGUGUAUUUUGAUGAUUUUAUUAACAGGUAAAUAAAAGUUAGGUUAAUGCAAAAGGA